Trichosporon asahii var. asahii CBS 2479 is the source of this 1026-nucleotide messenger RNA. RefSeq names its product mannose-1-phosphate guanylyltransferase. Gene Ontology annotation, biological process: cell wall mannoprotein biosynthetic process; GDP-mannose biosynthetic process. Gene Ontology annotation, molecular function: mannose-1-phosphate guanylyltransferase (GTP) activity; GTP binding. Bases 1 to 1026 code for a protein of 341 amino acids. Gene Ontology annotation, cellular component: cytoplasm. The record is from RefSeq and is a predicted model, not a curated record. The transcript is spliced from 9 exons. NCBI's taxonomy places the organism in Eukaryota, Fungi, Basidiomycota, Tremellomycetes, Trichosporonales, Trichosporonaceae.
AUGCAGCUUUCGUGGCCCAAGCCUCUCGUCGAGUUCUGUAACAAGGCCAUGAUCCUUCACCAGAUCGAGGCUCUUGUUAAGGCCGGUGUUAAGGACAUCGUUCUUGCCGUCAACUACCGCCCCGAAGUCAUGGUUUCCGUCCUCAAGAAGACUGAGGAGGAGUACGGCAUCACUAUCAACUUCUCGGUUGAGACCGAGCCCCUGGGAACAGCUGGUCCUCUCGCUCUUGCCCGUGACAUUCUCGGCAAGGACGAUUCGCCGUUCUUCGUCCUGAACUCGGACGUCACCUGCACCUACCCCUUCGAGGAGUUCCGUGACUUCCACCUUCAGCACGGUUGCGAGGGUUCCAUCAUGGUUACCAAGGUCGCUGAGCCGUCCGCCUACGGUGUUGUCGUCACCAAGCCUGGCUCGACGGUUAUUGACCGCUUCGUUGAGAAGCCCGUCGAGUUCGUCGGAAACCGCAUCAACGCCGGUAUCUACAUGUUCAACCCGUCGGUUCUUGACCGCAUUGAGCUCCGCCCGACCUCGAUCGAGAAGGAGAUCUUCCCCGCGAUCGCUGCCGACCAGCAGCUGCACUCCUACGACCUUUCCGGCUUCUGGAUGGACGUCGGUCAGCCCAAGGACUACAUCUCUGGAACGUGCCUCUACCUCUCGCACCUCACCUCGCAAAAGUCGCCCCUUCUCGCCGACCCGGCGCAGAACAAGUGGGUCUACGGGGGAAACGUUCUCGUCGACCCUACCGCCGAGAUCGACCCUACCGCCGUUAUCGGUCCCAACGUUGUCAUUGGCCCUGGCGCUAAGAUCGGCAAGGGCGUCCGUCUUCAGCGCUGUGUCAUCCUCGCGAACGCCAAUGUCCGCGACCACGCAUGGAUCGCGAGCUCCAUUGUCGGAUGGAACAGCACCGUCGGCCGCUGGAACAUCACCGUGCUCGGCGACGACGUCAGCAUCAAGGACGAGCUGUACGUCAACGGCGCCUCUGUCCUGCCCCACAAGAGCGUAAGUUGGCUUCACAUUGGCAGUAACUGA